AUGUCUGAAGCAUGCCAGUUGCCAAUAGGCUCGGGGCGCGACGAGGCACAAUUGCCGUUGCAGCAGCAUCCCGAGCUGCUGAUGGCCGCUCGGGAGGGCAAUCCGGCACGAUUAACUCGUCUCCUGGGAAACGGGCCUGCGGGCUCCGGAGUGGUCGUCAACAUCGGGGACGCCGACACCGCCAUGGAUGAGUCAGCGCGUCCUGUGGACGCAGUCGGCGUGGACGUCCCCAUGGACGUGGAGCUGAACAAAAUCCUCCAUGUUAUUGCGUCCAAUGGAGACAGCCCCGACUUCCUGGAGAGCGCGAGGGUCGUCUACGGCAUGGCCAACCACCUCCUGGACGCAUGCAACGCCAACGGAGACACGCCCUUCCAUUGCGCGGCGAGGGCUGGGAUGGUGGAAAUGGUCUCGGAGCUCAUCAGUCUGGCGAGAACGGAGGGUGGUGGGGAAAGAGUGAAGGCGGUGCUUGGAAAGCUGAACAAGCAAGGGGAGACGGCCCUUCACGAGGCCCUCCGCUUGCCCUACAAGGAGACAGUCCUGGCCAUGGUCAGCAGGUUAAUGGCGGCGGAUGCCGAACUGGCUCAGGUUCCACUUGCAGAUGGCACCUCGCCGCUGUACCUGGCCGUCUUGUUGGGGCAUGAUGAUAUUGCCGAACGGCUGCAUCAACAUGACGAGGGGCUCUCUUAUUCUAGACCAAAUGGACAAAACGCUUUGCAUGUUGCUGUUCUCCGGAGCACUAGAAUGACAGAUAAUCUACUGGAAUGGAACAAGAAGCUCAGCAAACAAGGAGACAAAACCAAGGGACGUACGCCCAUUCAUUUUGCAUCGUUGCGUGGGGUGUGGGUUACGGUCAUGUCACUGCUAAACUCUGACAAAUCUCUAGUAUACCAGUCUGACAACGAUGGAUCAUUCCCCAUACACAUGGCAGUUACUACAAGGCAGUUGUACGUGGUCCUUGGUUUGCUUAAGAAGUGCCCUGAUUGUGCCCAGCUACGUGACGCUAGAGGCAGGACAUUCUUCCAUAUAGCUGCCCAACAAGGCUCCACGGUGCUAGUCUUUUUGGUUUUGUCACUUUUACGAGAAAAACCAAGGUUUGCAUCAAUCAUAAAUAUGCAGGAUAAUGAUGGCAACACUGGGCUACACCUUGCUGUCCUAGCAGGGUCGUUGCAUACUUUUCUAUUUAUGUUGUGGGAUAAGGAUGUUAUGUUGAAUUUAUCAAAUUGCGAGGGGAAAACUGCGCUUGAUCUUGCACAGAGCAACAUACCCACAGGUGUUACUUUUGGACUGGAUCCGAGUCGUAGCAUAUACUCUCUGCUGAUGGUGGCCGGUGCUCGAUAUGGUGCUCACAGUGAAAUCCAUGACCCUGUAGUACUAGAUAAGGAGAAGGAAGAAAAGAAUAUCAUGGACUCCACACCAACCAUUGGCAUUGUAUCAGCCCUACUCGUGACGGUCACAUUCGCAGCAUCUUUUACUGUACCCGGUGGGUACCGCGCCGACGAUGACCCUGUGUCGAGCCACCAAACCGCUGGCACCCCGGUGCUCGCCGCCACGUACUCUUUCCAGGCCUUCAUUAUCGCCAACAACCUAGCACUACUAUGCUCCUCCAUGGCCACCAUCAGCCUCAUGUACGCUGGGAUCACCACGUUCGACAUCGGAACACGGAAGUGUGCUUUCGUCCUCUCUAUCUUCUUCCUCAACAGCUCGGCCCGGAGCCUGGCUGUUGCGUUCGCGUUCGGCAUGUACGCGGCGCUUGCACCGGUCGCCCACGCAGCUGCCGUCGGCACAUGGCUCAUCCCGGCUGCCUCGUUGCUUGACGUUGUUUGGUUCGUGUGUGCGUUCAUGAUCUCGCAGCUGGCGCUUCUCAACAGGAUCCCAACUCGUGUGUGCGUGCUGCGGUCCGUGGUUGUGUUCAUAUGCCCACUCCUUGGGGCACUCUGGCCGUACGCAAUAAUCGGAGGUUUCCUAGCGUAUUCCAAGAUUUUCCACACAAUCAACUGA
Molecule: messenger RNA, 1998 nt
Organism: Lolium rigidum
Lineage: Eukaryota; Viridiplantae; Streptophyta; Magnoliopsida; Poales; Poaceae
Product: protein ACCELERATED CELL DEATH 6-like
Exons: 3
Coding region: 1-1998 (665 amino acids)
Cellular component (GO): plasma membrane
Molecular function (GO): protein phosphatase 1 binding; protein phosphatase regulator activity
Source: RefSeq, a predicted model, not a curated record